Enhydra lutris kenyoni (northern sea otter) is the source of this 1053-nucleotide messenger RNA. RefSeq names its product loricrin-like. The record is from RefSeq and is a predicted model, not a curated record. Gene Ontology annotation, cellular component: cornified envelope. NCBI's taxonomy places the organism in Eukaryota, Metazoa, Chordata, Mammalia, Carnivora, Mustelidae. Gene Ontology annotation, molecular function: structural constituent of skin epidermis.
AUGUCUCACCAGAAAAAGCAGCCCACCCCUCUACCCCCAGUCGGCUGCGGGAAGACCUCAGGCGGCGGAGGCGGCGGAGGUGGCGGCGGCUGUGGCUUCCCUAGCGGCGGCGGCGGCUCCGACUGCGGCAGCAGUGUUGGCUUCGGCGGCUGCGGCGGCUCCGGCGGUUGCGGCGGCGGCGGCGGCGGCGGCUCCGGCGGUUGCGGCGUCGGCGGCGGCGGCGGCUCCGGCGGUUGCGGCGGCGGUGGCGGCUCCGGCGGGAGCGUCAAGUACUCCGGCGGCAGCAGUAGCUCUGGCUGCGGAGGCUACUCUGGUGGCGGCGGCGGCUACUCUGGUGGCGGCGGCGGCGGGGGCGGCGGCUCCAGAGGCUGCGGAGGAGGUUCUGGUGGGAGUGUCAAGUACUCGGGGGGUAGUGGCUCCUCCGGGGGUGGCAGUGGCUGCUUCUCCAACUCCGGAGGUGGCGGCUCGGGCUGGGGGGUGGGCUCCUCUGGGGGCGGCGGUGGCUGCUUCUCCAGCUGCGGCGGCGGCGGCGGCGGCGGCUCCUCCGACUGCAGCAGUGGCUGCUACUCCGGAGGCGGCGGCGGCGGCGGCGGCGGCGGCUCGGGCCAAGAGGUCCAGUGCCAGAGCUACGGAAGCGUCUCCAGCGGCGGCUGCGGGGGCGGCGGCAGUUCCGGCUGCGGCGGCGGCUCCUCCGGGGGCGGCGGCGGCUCGGGCUGCGGCGGCGGCGGCUCCGGCUGUGGCGGCGGCUCUUCCGGCGGCGGCUCCGGCUACUUCUCUCAGCAGACCACCCAGGCCUCGUGCAUGCCUCAGCAGAGCUACGGAGGGGGAUCCUCCGGAGGCAGCUGCGGCGGCGCCUCCUCUGGGGGCGGCGGUGGCUGCUUCUCCAGCUGCGGCGGCGGCGGCGGUGGCUGCUUCUCCAGUGGUGGGGGCGGCGGCGGCUCCGGCUGCGGCGGUGGCUCUUCCGGGGGCUGCGGUUCCUCCGGGGGUGGCAAGGGCGUCCCGAUCUGCCACCAGACCCAGCAGAAGCAGGCGCCUACCUGGCCAAGCAAAUAA